UCACCGCCUUGGCAGCUGUCCAGCCAAUGCGGGAUAGAGAGGAGUGGCAAGCAUCCAGAGCCGAGAGGAGGUGAGAGAAGAGACGCUGCGUCUUUACGCAGCUGUGACAUCCUAGAGGGGGACUCGGAGCCUGCGGGAUCGCUGCGUCCGCGCGCCUAUACCCCGCUUGUCCGGUGUGUUAUUCUGCUGGAUGGGAGCUGCAGCCGUUCCUGAACGCGGGAUUUUUGAAUCUGCGCCUGAAAUGCUCAUGGAGGAGUAAAAAACAACAACAGCAGGAAUGUGGAGCCGCGGGAUAAUUUGUGCCUCUUUAUUGACAGUUUUGGUACCGACAGUGUGGUGCAAACCUGUGAUCUCCCCCAGUGGGCCUCAUUUAGUGGUUCCCAAAGGGGGGAAGCUGGAGCUGCAUUGCCAUGACGAUGACAGAACGUCCAAUGUCCCGGCCACACUAAGGUGGGAAAAGGAGAAGGCUCGCAGGAUGGAGGGUGAGGUAGAGGAGGGCAGAGUGGCUUCUGUCCGGGUGACAGAGGUGCAGGGCUACCACAUGGGCCGGUAUGUGUGCGUCAACAACAAAACGUUGGAGCGCAGCACCAUAUAUGUCUACAUAAAAGACCCUCACAAUGCGUUCCAGCGCUCCAUGGUGAAUGGCAUCCUGGUGCGAGCAGGCGAGAACUGCACCAUCCCGUGUCUCGUGACCGACCCCGAGGUCAGGAACAUGGCUUUGGAGACGUGUGACAAGCAGCCUCUGCCCUCGGGUUUGAGCUACCGCAGCAACCUGCAGCAAGGCAUCAUCAUCAGUAAUGCUAGGAAGGAAUAUGAGGGCUGUUAUGUUUGUGUGGGGCAGCUGGACCGACUCACGUUCAGAUCAAUCCAGUACACUGUGGAUGUUCGACUGGUGCCUGAGCUGGGCCCAGUCAUCUCUCUGUCCCACAAAGACAUGGUCAUUCUGAAGGCAGGAGAGCCGUUUAAGCUUACCUGCAACUCCACCAAUGUCAACCCGGAUUUUAGCCUUAAGUGGGACUACCCUUCAGCGGCGCUUCCUGAAAAAUCCCAGACCUCGCACAUUCUGUCUGGCUCCCGGGGUUAUCAACGCUCCACCUCGCUCUUCAUCAAAACUGUCCGCCAUUCAGACUCUGGGACUUACCGCUGCUACGCCCACAAUGAAAGAGGUGACAGUGAUGCAUCUCUGCAGCUAGACGUCCACAAUAAGGGAUUCAUUACUGCCGUUGAAGCUCCAAACCUUGUCCAGAAGUAUGUUAAGGAAGGGGAAACCCUGAACCUGAAAGUAGACUUUGAAGCCUAUCCUGCACCGCACUCCUGGUCUUGGUCCUACCAAGGCAACCGCCUGCUCAACACCACGGAGCACGUUAUCACACUACAUCGCCACAACUACAGAUACAUCAGUGUGCUGAGACUUGUGAGGGUUCUCGGUUCAGAGGGUGGGAUCUACACAUUCUCAGCCCGUCACGAAGAUGCAUCUGUCACUCUUUUAUUUUACGUCUAUGUCAGCAGUAAGCCAGUGAUCAUUGGCCAAGACGGGCCUGUUGAUGGACAGGUGCGAUGUAUUGCUGCAGGUUAUCCAGUUCCUAAAAUCAGCUGGUACUUCUGCGAGCGGCCCCAUGUCAGGUGCUCACAACUGCCUAAUGCUACCCAAUGGGAAACCCCAGAGGUCUACCUGCUGACAGAGUCAACCUUUGGUAGAAGUGAGGUGGAGAGCCGGCUGAAUGUCACCAAGGAACACACUCAGUACCAUACCUUGGAGUGUGUUGCUUACACAGAUGGAGAAGAGGCGUACACGCUGUUCUCUAUCAGUGAGCGAGUUGUCCCACAUAAACUCUUCACACCAGUUCUGAUUGGCAUGAUAGCCACUGGUGCCUUCCUCAGCCUCACUGUGGUGGUUCUGCUCUAUAAAUACAUGCAGAAACCAAAGUUUCAAAUCCAGUGGAAGGUCAUAGAGAGCAUCAAUGGAAACAACUACAUCUAUAUUGACCCCCUCCAGCUGCCAUAUGACAUCAAAUGGGAGUUUCCCCGGCAGAAGCUUCGCUUUGGUAAAACCCUUGGAUCCGGUGCUUUUGGAAAGGUGGUACGGGCCACAGCGUAUGGUCUCUGUUCUCCAGAUACUGUGACAACUGUGGCUGUGAAGAUGUUAAAACCCAAUGCUCAUUCCACAGAGAAGGAGGCUCUGAUGUCAGAGCUAAAAGUUCUCAGUUACCUUGGAAACCACAUGAACAUUGUUAACUUGCUGGGAGCCUGCACAGUUGGAGGUCCACUUUUGGUGAUCACUGAGUACUGUUGCUAUGGCGACCUGCUCAACUUCCUGCGAAGAAAAAGAGAGUCCUUUCUAAAAUCCCAAGUUGGGGAUGGUUACUAUCGCAACGUCUCGAACCAGACGGAGACAACAAGGGAUGUGAGUGGGACGGGGUACAUGCCCAUGCGUCCCGCUGACAAAGAAAAACCCUCGCACUCGGAUUACAUCAGCGAGCUGUCUCUGGAUGCUGAAGAUCUCCUCAGCUUUUCCUACCAAGUCGCCAAAGGAAUGGAGUACAUUACUUCCAAGAACUGCAUCCACAGGGAUCUCGCUGCCAGAAACAUCCUGCUGACUCACGGCAGGGUGGCGAAGAUCUGCGACUUUGGCUUGGCACGGGACAUCACCACUGACGCCAGUUAUGUUCUCAGGGGAAAUGCCCGUCUGCCGGUCAAGUGGAUGUCUCCUGAGAGUAUUUUCGACUGUGUCUACACCUUUGAGAGCGAUGUGUGGUCGUACGGCAUUCUGCUUUGGGAAAUCUUCUCUCUGGGAAAUAGCCCGUAUCCAGGGAUGCAGGUGGGCUCUGCGUUUUACAGAAUGAUUCAGGAAGGUCACAGGAUGAACAGGCCUGAGCUUGCUCCUGUUGAGAUGUAUGAUAUGAUGCUGUCCUGCUGGAACCAUGACCCUUUGAAGAGGCCUUCCUUUAGAAAACUGGUGGAAAGAACUGAGCUGCUGCUGUCCGAGAAUACCAAGAAUGUGUACCUGACUCUGAGUAACACUUCCGGGGCUCCAGAGCAGCAGAGGGCACUGUCACAAAGGCUAAGCUCAGUCUGCAGCACAACUGCCCCGACGCAGCCUUUACUUCAGAGCACAGCAGAUGUUUUCCUGGACUACGUCUGACUGCAACAUGAUCACACAUGCAACCUCUGCCACCUCCCUGCUCCAAUCCAAACUCCUUUUCCUUUACUUCCUCCUGGAAAGCGUUGCUAGGAGACUAUGCCAUCAGUCAUCAAGUGGAAGCAGGACUCCUUUCAGUGAUGAGGCAACUUCAUCAUCUGUAAAUGAAGAUGCCAAAUUCUGGCUCUCAGACACAGUGUACAUAUUCCUGUCUGCUGUGGGCUCCCAAACUCCUCUUCCCAUCGACAUGUUUAUCGUAAUGGUAGAUGUUUCAGGUGCAUGUCUAUUUAAAGCAGACUGCAGCACUAACCAGCUAUCAGAGACAUCCUCCAUCAGCAGCUGGGAGGAGUUCAGGUUCACAUUCAUCGCAUUCUUAGAUGCUCUGAACAACACAAAGCCUGCAAGUGCAUGUAAAUACAAAUCCACAUCUGAAUAUACAAUACAUUUGUGCGUGGAGAUAAUGGUGUGACUAUCAGACUUCUAGAUGUUUAUUUUCCCCAUUUUACAUCACUAAUUUUUGUUUUUUAUCAAAGAGAUGGACACAGAAUUAGAUGAAACAUGGAAGUAUUAUUUUAGUUUCUCUGCAAAAUAGUUGCAAGAAUGUUCCAUUUCAGUGUGUUAUCCCUGGGUUUGUGCACCCUGUAUCAAACAGACACUAUAAAACUAACAAGUCUUAAAAAAAUGAACAUGCAAUGACUGUAGAACAGCAAAAAUAAGCCAUAAGCAUCCAGUUCCCACCUGUUCAUUGUAUAUUUUCCACUACCGUGGCUGUAUUUUAUUUUGACAUAUUUUCUUUUAAGGCAAUACGUAGUUUUAGGACUAAGUGUGUGCUUUGUGUUGUCCAAAUGUAUGCAAUGUAAAUACAAUAGAGACGUGCCUUUAGUUUUUGUCUUCACAUUGGAUUUGUUUGUCUGUGACGGUGUUAAGCCUCAACACUGUGGCUUUGAGGUCCUUCCAGUUUUUAUACGGUUCUUUUGACUUGUAAUAAAGUACCUCUGAAGAUGGGACCUACACUUGAUUCAUCUUCGGUCACAUUCUGGGAUGUUUGUAGCAAUGCACCAGCACCCACAAACCCCUAAAACCAGGAGGGUCAUCUAGAAAGUGAACUGCAUAAAGGAGGAGGAAGGGGCAGUUUUAGUAUUUGCAACAGUUUUUUAUUUUCAAAUUGACCAAGAAAGGACACGUAAAAGGUGGGGGAGCUGUUAUAGUGAUUGCAAACAAGUUUCUUUAAAAUAUUACAUGUGACUUUUGGGGCAGAUAAAGGGCCACAGUUCAAGAGCAGAACGGAUACAUACAGUUCAGGUAAGCAUAGCACCAUUUUACACUGAAUAUUUGUGUUUUUCUUUUUUAUUCUAUAGCUUUGUGUGAGUGUACAGUAUACUAGAACUAGACUUUUUAAGAUCAAAACUGUUUCAGGAGAGGAAUCAGAGUAUCUGUGUAGAAGGGCAGAAAGGGGGCGCCAACGUCAAAAGUCAAACAGCCCUGGACUCUUCCAUUUUUUUUUUCCAACCAGAAGACAAACACAGUUGCAAAAAAACAAACAAAAACAAAAAAACUGUAAUAGUGGAACAUUCCUUUUAAAAAAAAAACGUUUUUUUUUUUUAAAGACUACGUCAGAUAUUAAAAUGACUUGUGAUGUUUUGACACCCCUCUUUUUUCCUUCAUAACAAAGCCAAAGGUUCUUUUGCGCAUAAACUGUUUCAAAAUCCAUUCAACUCUUGACAACUUUACAUUCUUUGGGCCUUGUCAGUGACAAAAAACUAUA
Messenger RNA from Oryzias latipes (Japanese medaka), 4904 nucleotides. It is a transcript of the gene kitb, whose product is annotated as KIT proto-oncogene, receptor tyrosine kinase b. The record is from RefSeq and is a predicted model, not a curated record. NCBI's taxonomy places the organism in Eukaryota, Metazoa, Chordata, Actinopteri, Beloniformes, Adrianichthyidae. Gene Ontology annotation, cellular component: signaling receptor complex; plasma membrane. Gene Ontology annotation, molecular function: transmembrane receptor protein tyrosine kinase activity; growth factor binding; ATP binding. Gene Ontology annotation, biological process: B cell differentiation; hematopoietic progenitor cell differentiation; positive regulation of receptor signaling pathway via JAK-STAT.